Molecule: messenger RNA, 2036 nt
Organism: Ectocarpus siliculosus
Lineage: Eukaryota; Phaeophyceae; Ectocarpales; Ectocarpaceae
Source: the annotation of a GenBank genome assembly
AUGGCCUUCGCGAAGACUAACGGCUGGACCGGGGCCGUGAUCGCUGGGUGCAGCAAGAGGCAGAAGGAGUUUCAGUUUCACGAUCCACCGGGGUCCAUCAUUUGUGUCAGACACGAGGAUCAUCGGCCGAAGGACGAUAACAUCGGGAAAUGGCUUGUUUCGGGCACCAAGGUCUUGGCGGGGCAUUUUUUCUGGGAUUUCCGACUUAUGGCGGCCCCGCCGUAUCUAAUGGUCACGACUCUGAGGAACCCGCUCGAGCUGUUCGUGUCCGCGUUACAGUUCAAGCACCGGGAUGAGACACGGACAUUGGCGGGGGCUACGCGCUUCGUGACCUCGCAGAUGCGAACAAUAUUGGGGCUGGAGGGUCUUGGGCAGCUUGGUUUCAUCCGCGUCUUCUUGAACGACACCGGCGCGGUUGGCUACAAUCCCAGAGGCGUGUACACACACAACGAGACGUGGGCGAUGGCUGCGGAGUCGGUGGAGCAUCUCAACACCUUCUUGGUGGUGGGAGUCGUCGAGCAGUACGAAGGUUUCGUAGAGGUCUUGAAGCACACCUUGGACCCAGGGCUGGAGAACCCGUCCGUGUGGACCACAGGGGCCAAAGUGCAGAACAAUAAGUCACCAGUUUCUUCCCGGGACGUGCUGCGGAACAUCGACCCCUACCUCGUCAGACUGUACAACGAAACGCGACUGGACUUACAGUGGAAGGUGUACGAGGUGGCGCUGCAGCUCUGGGACUCGCGAUGCCGCGAGGUGCUGCCCCGGUCCGACCACGAGAGGUACUGCGAUGUCCCGCGCCACGCUGAUAUACUAGACUGAGAAACGGUAACAGUAAAUGUUUGCGAUUGGCUUUCGACGACGGAGAAGAACGUGCGUACGUAUUUUGUGGUCAUCACCGCACCCCCCCCACCGGUUCCUCGUGAUACAUACGAAGCAAUUCGGUAUAACCGCCUUGACCAAUGUUUGCCCUUGCUGGUGGGGAUUGUUCGAUAAACGAGACAAAGCCACUGGUGAAUGAAUGUCUCUGAUCGGUUGAUUUUUCCAACAUUGUUGUAAGGCGGUAUCUUCUUCGGAUGCUUGGUUAAUUUGUUCUGAUCGAUGCUGGAGACAUCUAGGGAGGGUGGUUUGAUCGGAUUGGAAGAGAGCAAAGCUCGGGUCAUACAGCAGUGGCUUAGUCGUUAGGUAGAUAACCUCGCAAACUUCUCACGUUUGGGACGUGGGUUCGAAUCUCGGCGCAGUCACAUGACCUGGGAUAUUUUUCUCACAAGAUGCCCAGACAAUGGGGGCAGACAGCGAUAGUUUCGUGCGUAUUCAAGAACUUGAGGUCGACGAGGGAAAAAAAUGGUUACGUCCUUCCCGCAACACAAUUCAAGGCAGGCAAUGUAGAAGAAAGGCGGAGAACAACCCGCGUGUGGCUGUGACCCCGGGUGGUGCUUAUUUUAGCCGAAAGGUAGUGUACGGACUGGCGUCCAGAAAGAAUGUGAUGCCGACAAAACAUUGAAAAUGCAUUUGUUGCGUUUUGUUUGUCUGUGGGUGAUUGUUUCGCGCCAGCCACGUUGUUUAUUUUUUUUCUGUUUUUGUGGAGGCUUGGGGUCUCUUCGAGUAUGUCGGCGAGGGAAAUCAAUGCGCAUCCAUCGGAGUACGGAACAUGGUCAUUUUUCUGCUUUCGGCUCUCGUUGUUCGGAAUGUAAGUCGUUGCUGUUUCGUCUCUCGUUGUACGGUAGCGUGAGUAUUUUCUGUGUUUGUCGCUCGUUGUGGUCUGUUUGGGCGGUGGGAAUCACCACGCCUAGAGCCGAGACAUUGUGGAAAAGCAUGUCCUUGUGUUUUGUUUUGUUGUUGAUGUAUUGAGCGUGGUUUCGCCAUUUAUUCCCGUGGCGGACAUUAGUACCCUGGCCUGGUUGUAUUAAAUUGCUUUCUUGGCGGCCUGGCUGCUGGGGUAAGAAUAAUUGGUUAGUCUUCAACCAUGUCUAGAGUCCAAACGUCACGGACGACGAUAACAGCCAUGGUGAUUGGCUUGAUGGAUAUGUUGAUCUUUC